Messenger RNA from Puma concolor (puma), 789 nucleotides. The record is from RefSeq and is a predicted model, not a curated record. NCBI's taxonomy places the organism in Eukaryota, Metazoa, Chordata, Mammalia, Carnivora, Felidae.
AUGUGUGGGGAAAACAGCUCCAGCCUGACCCCGGGAUUCUUUAUCUUGAAUGGGAUUCCUGGGCUGGAAGCUGCACACACCUGGAUCUCCCUGCCAUUCUGCUUCAUGUACGUCAUCGCUGUCGUGGGGAACUGCGGGCUCAUCUACCUAAUCAGCCAUGAGGAUGCCCUGCACCGGCCCAUGUACUACUUCCUGGCCCUGCUCGCCUUCACCGAUGUCACCCUGUGCACCACCACUGUACCCAAUAUGCUGUGCAUAUUCUGGUUCAACCUCAAGGAGAUUGACUUUGAUGCCUGCCUGGCUCAGAUGUUUUUCGUCCACAUGCUGACUGGGAUGGAGUCUGGGGUGCUCAUGCUCAUGGCCCUGGACCGCUAUUCUGUGGCCAAGGUGUCCUGUGGCAAUUUCAAGGUCAAUGCUGUCUAUGGUCUGAUGGUUGCUCUCCUUAUUGGUGUGUUUGACAUCUGCUGUAUUUCUGUGUCUUACACUAUGAUAUUGAGAGCAGUAGUGAGCCUGUAAUCUGCAGAUGCUCGUCACAAAGCCUUUAGCACCUGUACAUCCCACAUAUGUGCCAUUGUGAUCACUUAUGUUCCAGCUUUUUUCACUUUUUUUGCCCACCGUUUUGGAGGACACAAUAUCCCCCACCACAUUCACAUCAUUGUAGCCAACCUUUACCUGCUCCUACCUCCUACAAUGAAUCCUAUUGUUUAUGGAGUCAAGACCAAGCAGAUCCGAGAAGGUGUGUUCAAGUUUUUACUUGGAGACAAGGUUGUCUUUACUCAAGACAAAUGA